AUGUUUGAUCUAACGUUUUAUUGUGAUUCAAAUGACGAAAAAAUGUGUAAUAAAGCCAAAGCAACUUUCGAAUCUGUUGGAAGAAUUUUAACUUCAAAAUUAUUGCUUAAUACAAGAAUUGGUUUGAAGGCUACUUUUAAACCUUUGGAAGGGAAUUUGCUAGGUUCAGCAAGUCCGUCCCGAACAAUUCCUUUUAGAGAUGAAGAUGGAAAAAUUCGUUUAUAUGCACAAGCUCUCGCCAAACAAUUUCAACUAAAUGUUCAUCCAGAGUAUGCACCGAUUGAUAUUUUAGCUGACUUUAAUUCAAAUUUUCCAUUUUGGUUCGAAGGCGAUCCGCAAAUCCAACCGAAUCAAACCGGUUUUGAAGAACUCGUGUUGCAUGAAUUGACCCAUGGACUUGGUUUUCUUUCUAGUUGGAGUAACGAUUAUCUUGAUGAAAAUUCACUAUUCCUUACUCCGAAUAUUGAUGGCAUUAUUUAUAAUGUUGGGGAUAAUAUUGAACGAAAUUCUGAAUUGGUCUUUCGUGGAUUUUUGGAAAAUGCCUUUGAUAAAUAUAUGGUUUUAACAUCAGAUAAAACGCGUACGACAGAGUUAACAUCGAAACUUGAUAAAUUUCUGGAUGGUCAAGACACAAAAUUUGCUUCAAUUAAUGAAUUUAAAGAAAAGUUUAAGGCUUCACCACAAUUCGAUAUAGCGAAACAGAUGUAUACAACUUGUAUUAAACCUAAUUCUUUAGGUUUUUUACUUAAUACAUCUAAUUCAAAAAAUGACGUAGUAGUAUUAGAAACUGGUAUAGAUCCUUUUCUAAGCGGUUCUAGCUUAAGUCAUGUAGAUGAAAAAUUGUUUGAUAAUACUAGUGAGUUUUUAAUGACCUUUGAACAAACACCUGGAAGGACUCUGGAAGAUUCUAUCGCUGCAAGUGGUAGUGGUAAAGGCGGUAAAGAGGAGGCUAUUGGACCAAAAAUAUUGGCUAUUUUGGAAACUUUAGGAUUUGCCACGUCGAAUAAUCCGAAUCCUUACAAACCAAGUGUCAUUUUUCCACAAUCCUUAUCAACGGAAAAUUGUUCAUCAUAUUGCAAAACCAAUAUGACUAAUUUGUCAUCCGAUUCAAAUAAUCUUUCUGCAUUUAACAUGGCUUCAAUGAUUGUUGUUAUGCUAAAUGUUUUCUUAUUUUAUUUCGAGAUGCAACGAUGA
Dentiscutata heterogama is the source of this 1194-nucleotide messenger RNA. Lineage: Eukaryota; Fungi; Glomeromycota; Glomeromycetes; Diversisporales; Gigasporaceae. The record is from the annotation of a GenBank genome assembly.